Molecule: messenger RNA, 1230 nt
Organism: Debaryomyces tyrocola
Lineage: Eukaryota; Fungi; Ascomycota; Pichiomycetes; Serinales; Debaryomycetaceae
Source: the annotation of a GenBank genome assembly
AUGGGAAGUAUUAUAGAGAAGGAUAACAUGAGCACUUAUAUUAAAAAUUAUCCAAUGAAACAGAAUAAGAAUAUCGAGGAUCACAAUUUGAAGAAAAAUGACCAUAUUAUCUAUAAAGAUGCAAAUUUUUCGAUUAACUCACGAUAUCAGAUCCAGAGCAUUCUUGGAAAGGGAUCAUAUGGAACAGUCUGCUCUGCUAUAGACACCAAAUCAUCCAAGGGAGAGGAAACUUUGCAAUUGGCAAUAAAGAAGGUGUCUAGUAUAUUCAAGAGAGAGGUAUUGAUGAAGCGAGCUGUGAGGGAAUUGAAGCUCAUGAGACACUUUAAGGGCCAUAGAAAUGUAAUUAUAUACCUUUUUACGAUACAAAUAGGAGUGAUACUAACAUAGAGGUAGAUAGUGAACUUAAUUGAUUUGGAUUUGGUGUCCACGGCUCCAUACGAUGGGCUUUAUUGCAUUCAGGAAUUGGCAGAUUACGAUUUGGCGAGAGUUAUUUAUUCAUCUAUCCAGUUUUCGGAAUUUCAUAUCCAGAAUUUCGUUUAUCAGAUCUUGUGUGGGUUGAAGUAUAUACAUACUGCAGAUGUCAUUCACCGGGAUUUGAAGCCAGGAAACAUUUUGGUGACCCUUCAAGGGGUAUUGAAGAUUUGCGACUUUGGAUUGGCAAGAGGCAUAAAUCCGAAGUACUUCAAGCAGAAAUCGGCCCCCAUAACCAAUUACGUUGCAACGCGUUGGUACAGGGCCCCGGAACUAAUGCUCUCGAAUAAGCGAUAUUCAAAGGCCGUUGAUAUGUGGGCUGUAGGGUGCAUUCUUGCUGAGCUAUACGGUCGCAGGCCUCUAUUCAUGGGAAAAGAUCAAUUAGAACAGAUUAGUGAAAUAGUCAAGAUUUUAGGUUCUCCUGCCACCAGUAUCAUUAGAAAGUACGACUGGAACAUUGCUACAGCAGCAAGGGACCUGUAUUUGCCUUCGAGCCUCAAGCACAUUUACCCAUAUGCAUCGAUGCCGGCAAUUAAUCUAAUGCAAAACUUGUUGUGUUGGGAUCCUCAGGAUCGAUUGGAUAUCUAUCAAUGCUUGUCCCACACAUUUUUGCAUAAAGUAAGGGACCCGAAGGAUGAACCUGAAUGUAGUCUCCCAUUCGAUUUUAAGUUUGAAUAUAUGGCGACUUCGAUCUCAGACUUAAAAUCGCUACUACAAGAAGAGGUAGAUUCAUUUAGAACCGAACGUCUCGGGCCUUAA